This is a messenger RNA of Carya illinoinensis, 495 nucleotides long. Its product is annotated as classical arabinogalactan protein 11-like. NCBI's taxonomy places the organism in Eukaryota, Viridiplantae, Streptophyta, Magnoliopsida, Fagales, Juglandaceae. Bases 1 to 495 code for a protein of 164 amino acids. The transcript has a single exon. The record is from RefSeq and is a predicted model, not a curated record.
AUGGCACGUCAUCAAGUUGUUGUUUUGGCUCUUGUUUGUGUUGCCAUUGCUGGGUUGGUGGCAGUCCAAGCUCUGGAAGCUCCUACGAGCUCCCCCAAGGCCUCGCCCGCCACUCCAUCGUCGUCGUCGUCACCUGCCUCGGCCCCCACAUCAUCGUCAUCGGCCUCAGCCCCUAAAGCCUCCGUGUCCGCUCACAAUUCAUCGGCCUCGAGCCCCACAGUCUCCUCACCCGAGGCUUCUGCUACCCCUCCCACCUCCUCUUCUUCCACGCCUGCCGCCUCUCCAUCCAAUGACUCUGCCUCCUCCCCUGACAGUGAGGUCUCGUCUCCUCCCGCCCCAGGAGGCAAGUUCACCCCUGCAGAAGAACCCGCCUCUGGACCUGCUGCUGAUGAUGUUUCUGCCCCCGCACCCUCGACAAACAGCGCCACCGCCGCCCUCAAGAUCUCUGCUGCCGCUGGUGUAGCCCAGCUUGUUGCCUGCUUCUUCGUCUUCUAA